This is a messenger RNA of Drosophila obscura, 3382 nucleotides long. RefSeq lists its product as uncharacterized. NCBI's taxonomy places the organism in Eukaryota, Metazoa, Arthropoda, Insecta, Diptera, Drosophilidae. The transcript has 7 exons. The record is from RefSeq and is a predicted model, not a curated record. The coding region runs from base 506 to 3199 and encodes 897 amino acids.
GCUGUCAAGUGGUAGAACUCAAAACGUCUCGAGCACUCUAUGCCAACGCAUAAGGCAGUCACGCAAAAUUUGAAUAAAUAAUAAUUUGAAUUACAAAAAAUAUAUAAGGUGUGGAGAAACCAGAGCAUCUUUCGCGGCAUAAACUGCAAAAAUACAAGUGCCGCGCCCGCUGUGUAACAGAAUUCUGUCGCGACACACACACACUUGCCGAAAAUAAUAGUUUCUGCGAGGACCCUACAUACAUGCACGACAUACAGUGCAACAUUCGUAAUCUCGCGAAACCCGAAAGUCAGCUUGCGCCAGUGCUACGCCGAAUUGUGGGCGCAGACGCCGCCGCCAUCGCUAAUUGUACCGCUUAUUAUCGCGUAUGCGCCUGCGCCUUCUAGCGGCUCGGCCCGGCCCAUGAGUUGGGAGUGACGGAGACAUACACGCAUACACGCUACAAACUCAACUGAACCGAUAUUGGCCCACAGCUACGACUACGGCGUGAACUUGGGGGCAAGCCAUGCCUCCUAAAAAGAGUCAAGGCGCACGUCGCCGUGGCACGACUUUGCCACUAAAUGAUUUCUUGCGCAGCGAUGAGGACAAAAUUGCACCAAAGCCAAAAGGGACAGAAACCAAUCCGCCGAUGGUGAAGAAUAGAUCGAGUCGCUCCCGUAAUAAAACCAGUAAAUAUAACGAUGAAAAGACAAAUCCGCCAAAACCAACAGAUACCAAUCCGCCGAUGGCGACUAACGGAUCCCGUCGCUCUGGUAAUAGUACCCGUAUGACUGACGAUAAGUCAUCGGCACCUUCCGAUGGAUCCAAUCGGCCGUCAACGCCUGCACUUAAAUCCAUCCAGCAAUCCACGUCUGCACUUGGAUCCGUUCGCUCAGGUAAUAGUACCUCUACAAAAUACGAUGAGGAGUUAGAUCCACAAAAACCAACAAAUACAGAUAUCAAAUCGCCGAUUGCAACUAAUGAUACUUUAAAGCCAUCCACAUCAGGAGUUGCAUCCCGUGGCUGUGAUAAUAACGAUGAUAGGCAAUCCACGUAUUCGGCUGUAGCUGGAGCUGCCAAUAGACAAGAGUUGACUGCACCAAUAACCGUCUGGGUAUCUGCUAAUCAAGAGAGUUAUCAGCCGCAAGGAGGCGCUCCUAUUGGCAAUUCAAACAUCCAGCAGCUUCCUGGUAUGGGACUGACUUCAAAUAUCGAGCAGCUGGCAGCACCGUUAGCACCGUUAGCACCGUUAGCACCGUUAGCACCUCAAGCUGUUGUAGGCUUAUUAGACCCAUCCCAGUAUCUGGCGAUGAGUCUAUUGAACCGUCCACCUACCCGUAGAGGAAGGGGGCGACGCAACCGCAAUAGACGACGUGUAAGACGCGAAGGGGCGCCACCUAUGCAGGCUUUAUUUCUGCCUGAGUCGAUACGCCAUCUGAUGCCCAUACCGUUCGGGCCCAUACCGCAGCAGCAAUACUUUAACGUACAGCAACAGUUAUAUAAUGGGAAUUUUGUGCAGCCACAGCCCAUAUUCACGACACAGCCACAAUCGCAGCCACAAUCGCAGCCACAAUCGCAGCCACAAUCCUUAUUGGACUUACCCUACUAUAACGUCCAACAGGAGUCAUAUAAUGGGCAUUCGUUGCAGCCACAAUUUACAAUUAAUCCACAAUACUUGAACGUUCAGGAACAGGCAUAUCAUGGCGGCAUUGGAUAUGCAGGGCAGCAACAAAUUGGAGCCAUAUCUUGCCAUGGGCACCAGCAGAUACCAAACACUCAAGCUCGCACUUAUCGCAUCGAUCGCGGAGCUACUCUACCGAUCCAACCGAGGGACCGCCCUCAGGCACUUGAGCCCUGCAAGUGGGAGGGCACAAGGAUCAGCAUGCGACGCCGUAUCCAGCGACGCAGACGUCUCCAAGCUAGUCAAGAGACCGUGGAAAUGGAAAAUGCUUUCGCCGAGCCGUCAGCACCGGAACCGCUCUAUUGCAAUUGCAACUUCCAAGACAUAGCUCCAAGCUCGAUUUCAGAUAAAUAUUCGGGACCGGUUUCGUUUUCGGCUUCACAUUCGCCAUCGUUUAUAGCUGUUCCUGCGGAUGAGAAUAUUAUUCAAAUGGGCAGGUCAAAGAAAAUGCCCGUCCAAAUGCUUAUACCACCUGGACGUAUCGAUAUACCAGCGGACAUUUCCACAUCGAUGGUUCUCUAUAAUCCGGAGACGGGAGCCAUUGCGGCCCGCUUAGACUCAGAGCCAUUGCCGCUGGCGCUACAGAAUAAUAAUUGCAAUGCGUCGCAGUCGGUUUUUCGGAUGGCCAGCCUCCCGAUCACUGGGGUGGGAACAGAUGGGGAUGGGGCUGGUUCUACAUAUUGGGUAAAGUGCAGCCCACCACUGUCCAGAUGUGGCCACGCCCAGGAUUGGCCUUGCCUCAGUUCCUGGUGCCACACACUGAUGGCAACUUCAUUCCGUACUGGCCCAUUCCAGGAGAAACUGUCUCCUUUCAGCCAGCACCAGGCACAGAGUCUAUUACAAAUCCGAAUCAAUAUUAUUUUGCAAAACCCGGUUCUGGAUUUUACGAUCCGAUGCCAGGACAAGAUGGCCGAGAUGCUUACCCCAUACCGAUUUCGCCUACACAAGAACGAGCUGUUCCCAUUCAGCCGAGGAUCGCCUGCACAGAGUCGGAAUUCAUUUGCAUGUCGCCAUAUGCUGCAAGUCCAAGACCAGGAGCAGCAGAUGGCCUCUCAGAUGGUGGACGAGUUAUCAUUCAAUCGAAGCUCGAUCCAAACGUUCCAGAAUACGUACCACUGUCCCAUGUCCUGGCUAACGCUGGUCGAUAUAGAUCUGGAGGAAACCAAAACAACCAAUCGGAAGCCAAUCAAGAAGGCCAUGCCAACAUCAAUUUUCCUCAGCGACGUCCAAGGAAACAAAAGCGUUCUUCGCGCCGCCACUAAUUCAAUUUCAAUUUGGUCGACUGGUGCUCAAGGACCACCAUUGCUUACGAAUCCGAUCUCGAUUAUGCCAACAUGCGUUCCCCUCAUGAUAUAUGAACUGAUAUAUGCCCAGUGCACUGCCUCAAUCAUCAGUGCUCACGUAACAAGCUUUUUGCUGCCAAAAUACUCGAAGAUUUUACCCUCAGGGAGCGAUCAACUAUCUACACAAACACAUCUUCUCGCCAAUCAGUUCGCCGAGCCAUCUGCCAAACUGGCCAUGCGCUUGGAAGUCCUUUAAACAUCGAUGCGUACUCCGUGUGCCACCAUUAUAUUUUAUAACAAUAACAAUUCAAAUCAAUUAUUUUUGUAAAGAUUGUAUAUGCAAAUGCAUAUCCUUUGAUUUUCUGAAAUGUUGCACACAAAUACUAGAUACAUUUUUGCGUUUUAAAUGUAAUUCAAUAAAUAAAGGUCUAAACCUCAU